AUGGGUGGCAGUGACAAUGCCAGCGGUGGUGGAGGGGGAGGAUUCAUGAGCGACCUCAAGGACAGGUUCAGUGCAGCCUCUCUUCACGAUGCCAAGGUGGCUGUAGAGCACAGGAAAAACCAGAUUGGAAAGCUGGGCAACUUGUUCAACGCCAACCACCGGCACGAUGAAGAGCACGAGAAGUUGACCGACGAGAAGCGCGACAAGAUCCGCAAUGAGCAUCGCUUCCAAUCGUACUUCCCCGAGCGUGAGGGCAACCUGGUCAAGUGGUACGUUGAUGGCCGCGACUACUUCUGGGCCGUGUCGGUGGCCCUGGAGCAGGCCACAGAGAGCAUCUACUUGACGGACUGGUGGUUGUCCCCCGAGCUGUUCCUCCGACGACCCCCGCACCAGACCCAAGAGUACCGCCUGGACCAGGUGCUCAAAAGGAAGGCCGAGGCUGGCGUCAAGAUCUACGUGUCCGUGUACAAAGAGGUCGAGGCCGCCGUCACCUGCAACUCUGCCCACACCAAGCAUGCUCUCGAUGCCCUGUGCCCGAAGGGCACGCCGGGGCACGGCAACAUCAGGGUGACGCGCCAUCCGGACCACAAUCCCUUUGAGAACGCCGCCGACUCUACCAUGUACUGGGCUCACCACGAAAAGUUCAUCGUCAUCGACUAUGCGCUCGCCUUCAUCGGAGGCCUGGAUCUGUGCUUCGGUCGCUGGGACGUCCAGCAGCACCCCCUAUCCGACGUGCACCCCGAGGGGGCGAGCAACGAGAUCUGGCCGGGCCAGGACUUCAACAACAACCGCGUGCUCGACUUCCAGCGCGUGGAGCAGUGGGCCGACAAUGAGCUCAGCAAGGCCGACUACGGCCGCAUGCCGUGGCACGACGUGGCCAUGGGCGUCAUCGGCCCGGCCGUCUACGACAUCGCCGAGCACUUUGUCCUGCGCUGGAACUUUGUCAAGCGUGACAAGUACAAGCGCGACGAGCGCUACGACUGGAUCAUGCUCGAGGACCGCCUCGGCAAGGACGAGGACCUCGUCGGCGUCCAGCGCCCCAAGCACCCGGUCGGCGAGUACCUGCAGCACCCGCUCACGCCGCUCAGCACCAAGAGGCUCGACAACCGCGGCACCGUCAAGGCGCAGAUCGUCCGCUCCAGCGCCGACUGGUCUAGCGGCAUCCUGACGGACCACUCCAUCCAGAACGCCUACUGCGAGGUGAUCCGCAACGCCAAGCACUAUGUCUACAUUGAGAACCAGUUCUUCAUCACGGCCACGGGAAAGGACCAGGCGCCCAUCCACAACACCAUCGGCGCAGCCAUGGUGGACGCCGUGCUCGCGGCGGCCAAGGACGACCGCAAGUUCCGCAUCAUCGUCCUGAUCCCGUCCAUCCCCGGGUUCGCCGGCGACCUGCGCGACAACGCCGCGGCGGGUACGCGCGCCAUCAUGGACUACCAGUACAAGUCCAUCUGCCGCGGGGAGAACAGCAUCUUUGGCAAGAUCUCGGCGGCCGGCGUGGACCCGACCAAGUACAUCUUCUUCUUCAACCUGCGAUCGUACGACCGCCUCAACAAGACGUCGGCACUGAUCAAGGCGGAGAAGGAGGCGGGCAUCAGCUACAAGCAGGUGCAGCGGGCCGAGGCCGAGGAGAUCAUGUCGUCAGGGCUGCACGACGACGGAAGCGGCUCUGGCGGGCUGCGCAACCGCUACCACGAGCACAAGAACAAGAGCAACAACAAGAAGACGCAGGAGCAGUUGGAGGAGGAAGCGCGCGAGGCCGAGGUGGCGCGGGCCAAGUUCAACGAGGCCAUGGCAGAGAAGGAGGUCAACACGUCGGCGACGGUGGCCCACUACGCCAUGCAGAACGAGGACGGCGCGCGGCUCCAGGAUGAGGCGUGGGACGACAACGACCCGGACUCGGAGGUGAUCAAUUGGAUCCAAGAGGAGCUGUACAUCCACGACAAGUUGCUCAUCGCCGACGACCGCAUCGUCAUCUGCGGUUCCAGCAACAUCAACGACCGCUCCCAGCUCGGCUACCACGACAGCGAACUCAGCAUCGUUAUGGAGGACACGCGCGUCCUGCCCAGCGUCAUGAACGGCGUCGAGUACGAGGCCGGCUACCACGCUGCCACUCUGCGACGCCACCUCUGGCGCGAGCACCUCGGCCUCCUGCCCGCCCAGCCGUUUGGCGCCGAGGACGACAAGAAUGCCCAACCGCCCUCUGUGGAGCCCGACAACGACAUCCGCGACCACGAGGAAGGCUACAAGAUUGUCGAGGAUCCUCUCGACGAGGAACUCUGGAAAAGGUGGACCGGGCAGGCCGACACUAACACCAAGAUGUUUCGGCACUUGUUCCACGCCGAUCCUGAUGAUAGCAUCAAAACUUUCGAGGAUUACGACAGAUAUCUACCCCCCCGCGGCGUCAAGGCUGGCCACAUCUUUGACCAGUUCAUGCCUGCGUCCGACGUUCGCGAGAAGCUCUCCCAAAUCAAGGGCCAUCUCGUCUGGUUCCCCCUCGAGUUCCUCAAGGAUGCUGAGAUGGCAGAGUGGGGUCUCCAGGUUAAUGCUAUGACGGAGAGUAUCUACACUUAG
Geosmithia morbida is the source of this 2574-nucleotide messenger RNA. RefSeq names its product phospholipase D1/2. NCBI's taxonomy places the organism in Eukaryota, Fungi, Ascomycota, Sordariomycetes, Hypocreales, Bionectriaceae. The record is from RefSeq and is a predicted model, not a curated record. The transcript is spliced from 4 exons. Bases 1 to 2574 code for a protein of 857 amino acids. Gene Ontology annotation, molecular function: D-type glycerophospholipase activity. Gene Ontology annotation, biological process: intracellular signal transduction; phosphatidic acid biosynthetic process; cell motility.